AUGGAUACCCUUAGGAACCCGAACAUAGGACUUCCGGUACCGUACUGGUCUGAAUUUGAUGAAACAUCUAGGCAAUACAUUGACCUUGGCACGGAAAUCACAACAGGAUCUGAUUUAUUGGGAGACCGGAUACGAUUCUGGACUGAUGAGAUACCUCGUGUAAUGUCAGAAACGGAAAUCGCUAUAAACACGCCAUUGGGACGAAUCAGAGGAAUUUCACAAAAGGUUAAAGGUAAAAACAUCUAUCAGUUCCGGAAAAUUCCUUUCGCUGUGCCGCCAAUAGGAUUACUAAGAUUCGCAAAGCCUGUUUCUGUUUCACGGUGGAAUGAUACACUUGACGCUACCCGGUUUGGACCUGCCUGCAUUCAAACUAUAAGCGCGAUCACGGGAAAGUUUCUUCCAAACAAAAAUCUCUCGGAAGAUUGUCUCUUUGUAAAUGUUUAUGUACCAAACGAAUUGACAAUAACUGCCAACAAAUCAGUGAUGGUUUGGAUUCACGGUGGAGGCUAUAGAUCUGGCUCUGGGAUGGAGUAUGACGGUACGUCAUUAGCGCUUCAAGGCGACGUCAUUGUUGUGACGCUCAACUACCGACUCGGUGUCUUUGGAUUUUUCAGUACGGGAGAUUCCAGCGCGAGAGGUAAUUACGGAUUAUGGGAUCAGAUAGAAGCCCUUAAAUGGAUAAAGUCUAAUAUCAAAUAUUUUGGCGGCAAUUCUGAUUCAAUAACGUUGUUUGGAGAAUCGGCAGGUGCUUUUAGCGUUUUCCAUUUAGCUUUGUUUCCAGGGAACCAGAAUCUUUUUCAUCGCGUUAUUAUGCAAAGUGGUACUUUUGGAUUUGUUCAAAAAGAUCCAUUCACGUACGCACAAGCCUUGGGUGAUCAUUUACAAUGCAGUGAUGUUCACAGCACUACUUCAUUAGUUUCGUGUUUACGCGAAGUGGAGGCAACAACGUUACUAACUGGGUCGCACAUUGCAUAUAUGUUUUCUUCACUUAAUGAUAUUUUCGCUAUGCCUUUAGCACCUGUCAUAGACGGAGAACUGAUUUCCGUUGAUCCGCUGUCUUUACUUCGUAAUGAAUCCUCGGAAGAGUUGGCAUUCUACAAAUCGCUCGACGUCAUUUCCGGUUGCAAUUCAGCCGAAGGAUCCUUGUUACUGAUGGUUAUUCCACUAUUUCCAGACUUAUUUUUACCGGCUGGCAACUUGUCGGAAGGAAUUCCAAGCUGGGUUCUGAAGCUCUUUGCUCAAAGCUUAACUGAAACAAAGUACAAUAACGACAGCAGGAUUUUACAGCUUGUAUAUGACAAGUACACCUCAACGGAUAUAGCAGAACAAGGUCGACUCAUUGUCAACUUUUUCAGUGAUUUUACAUAUUAUUUGCCAAUGCUAGAAUCUUUAUUGCUUCAUAAUAGAGGAGGAAACUCACACGCGAAUUCUUUUCAAUAUUUCUUCUCGAAUGCACCACUUGUAGAUUUUGCACUUGGUGUUCUACCGGAAUGGUUCGAAGGAGCUGGUCAUGGAACUGAGAUCAACUACUUGUUCGAUAACUGGGGUUACCUCAGUGGUAACAACAGGGUUCUUUCUACCACCAUGAUGUCGUACUGGACGAACUUUGCAAAUAACGGGAACCCGAACAUAGGACUUCCGGUACCGUACUGGUCUGAAUUUGAUGAAACAUCUAGGCAAUACAUUGACCUUGGCACGGAAAUCACAACAGGAUCUGAUUUAUUGGGAGACCGGAUACGAUUCUGGACUGAUGAGAUACCUCGUGUAAUGUCAGAAACGGAAAUCGCUAUAAACACGCCAUUGGGACGAAUCAGAGGAAUUUCACAAAAGGUUAAAGGUAAAAACAUCUAUCAGUUCCGGAAAAUUCCUUUCGCUGUGCCGCCAAUAGGAUUACUAAGAUUCGCAAAGCCUGUUUCUGUUUCACGGUGGAAUGAUACACUUGACGCUACCCGGUUUGGACCUGCCUGCAUUCAAACUAUAAGCGCGAUCACGGGAAAGUUUCUUCCAAACAAAAAUCUCUCGGAAGAUUGUCUCUUUGUAAAUGUUUAUGUACCAAACGAAUUGACAAUAACUGCCAACAAAUCAGUGAUGGUUUGGAUUCACGGUGGAGGCUAUAGAUCUGGCUCUGGGAUGGAGUAUGACGGUACGUCAUUAGCGCUUCAAGGCGACGUCAUUGUUGUGACGCUCAACUACCGACUCGGUGUCUUUGGAUUUUUCAGUACGGGAGAUUCCAGCGCGAGAGGUAAUUACGGAUUAUGGGAUCAGAUAGAAGCCCUUAAAUGGAUAAAGUCUAAUAUCAAAUAUUUUGGCGGCAAUUCUGAUUCAAUAACGUUGUUUGGAGAAUCGGCAGGUGCUUUUAGCGUUUUCCAUUUAGCUUUGUUUCCAGGGAACCAGAAUCUUUUUCAUCGCGUUAUUAUGCAAAGUGGUACUUUUGGAUUUGUUCAAAAAGAUCCAUUCACGUACGCACAAGCCUUGGGUGAUCAUUUACAAUGCAGUGAUGUUCACAGCACUACUUCAUUAGUUUCGUGUUUACGCGAAGUGGAGGCAACAACGUUACUAACUGGGUCGCACAUUGCAUAUAUGUUUUCUUCACUUAAUGAUAUUUUCGCUAUGCCUUUAGCACCUGUCAUAGACGGAGAACUGAUUUCCGUUGAUCCGCUGUCUUUACUUCGUAAUGAAUCCUCGGAAGAGUUGGCAUUCUACAAAUCGCUCGACGUCAUUUCCGGUUGCAAUUCAGCCGAAGGAUCCUUGUUACUGAUGGUUAUUCCACUAUUUCCAGACUUAUUUUUACCGGCUGGCAACUUGUCGGAAGGAAUUCCAAGCUGGGUUCUGAAGCUCUUUGCUCAAAGCUUAACUGAAACAAAGUACAAUAACGACAGCAGGAUUUUACAGCUUGUAUAUGACAAGUACACCUCAACGGAUAUAGCAGAACAAGGUCGACUCAUUGUCAACUUUUUCAGUGAUUUUACAUAUUAUUUGCCAAUGCUAGAAUCUUUAUUGCUUCAUAAUAGAGGAGGAAACUCACACGCGAAUUCUUUUCAAUAUUUCUUCUCGAAUGCACCACUUGUAGAUUUUGCACUUGGUGUUCUACCGGAAUGGUUCGAAGGAGCUGGUCAUGGAACUGAGAUCAACUACUUGUUCGAUAACUGGGGUUACCUCAGUGGUAACAACAGGGUUCUUUUUGCAAAUAACGGGAACCCGAACAUAGGACUUCCGGUACCGUACUGGUCUGAAUUUGAUGAAACAUCUAGGCAAUACAUUGACCUUGGCACGGAAAUCACAACAGGAUCUGAUUUAUUGGGAGACCGGAUACGAUUCUGGACUGAUGAGAUACCUCGUGUAAUGUCAGAAACGGAAAUCGCUAUAAACACGCCAUUGGGACGAAUCAGAGGAAUUUCACAAAAGGUUAAAGGUAAAAACAUCUAUCAGUUCCGGAAAAUUCCUUUCGCUGUGCCGCCAAUAGGAUUACUAAGAUUCGCAAAGCCUGUUUCUGUUUCACGGUGGAAUGAUACACUUGACGCUACCCGGUUUGGACCUGCCUGCAUUCAAACUAUAAGCGCGAUCACGGGAAAGUUUCUUCCAAACAAAAAUCUCUCGGAAGAUUGUCUCUUUGUAAAUGUUUAUGUACCAAACGAAUUGACAAUAACUGCCAACAAAUCAGUGAUGGUUUGGAUUCACGGUGGAGGCUAUAGAUCUGGCUCUGGGAUGGAGUAUGACGGUACGUCAUUAGCGCUUCAAGGCGACGUCAUUGUUGUGACGCUCAACUACCGACUCGGUGUCUUUGGAUUUUUCAGUACGGGAGAUUCCAGCGCGAGAGGUAAUUACGGAUUAUGGGAUCAGAUAGAAGCCCUUAAAUGGAUAAAGUCUAAUAUCAAAUAUUUUGGCGGCAAUUCUGAUUCAAUAACGUUGUUUGGAGAAUCGGCAGGUGCUUUUAGCGUUUUCCAUUUAGCUUUGUUUCCAGGGAACCAGAAUCUUUUUCAUCGCGUUAUUAUGCAAAGUGGUACUUUUGGAUUUGUUCAAAAAGAUCCAUUCACGUACGCACAAGCCUUGGGUGAUCAUUUACAAUGCAGUGAUGUUCACAGCACUACUUCAUUAGUUUCGUGUUUACGCGAAGUGGAGGCAACAACGUUACUAACUGGGUCGCACAUUGCAUAUAUGUUUUCUUCACUUAAUGAUAUUUUCGCUAUGCCUUUAGCACCUGUCAUAGACGGAGAACUGAUUUCCGUUGAUCCGCUGUCUUUACUUCGUAAUGAAUCCUCGGAAGAGUUGGCAUUCUACAAAUCGCUCGACGUCAUUUCCGGUUGCAAUUCAGCCGAAGGAUCCUUGUUACUGAUGGUUAUUCCACUAUUUCCAGACUUAUUUUUACCGGCUGGCAACUUGUCGGAAGGAAUUCCAAGCUGGGUUCUGAAGCUCUUUGCUCAAAGCUUAACUGAAACAAAGUACAAUAACGACAGCAGGAUUUUACAGCUUGUAUAUGACAAGUACACCUCAACGGAUAUAGCAGAACAAGGUCGACUCAUUGUCAACUUUUUCAGUGAUUUUACAUAUUAUUUGCCAAUGCUAGAAUCUUUAUUGCUUCAUAAUAGAGGAGGAAACUCACACGCGAAUUCUUUUCAAUAUUUCUUCUCGAAUGCACCACUUGUAGAUUUUGCACUUGGUGUUCUACCGGAAUGGUUCGAAGGAGCUGGUCAUGGAACUGAGAUCAACUACUUGUUCGAUAACUGGGGUUACCUCAGUGGUAACAACAGGGUUCUUUCUACCACCAUGAUGUCGUACUGGACGAACUUUGCAAAUAACGGGAACCCGAACAUAGGACUUCCGGUACCGUACUGGUCUGAAUUUGAUGAAACAUCUAGGCAAUACAUUGACCUUGGCACGGAAAUCACAACAGGAUCUGAUUUAUUGGGAGACCGGAUACGAUUCUGGACUGAUGAGAUACCUCGUGUAAUGUCAGAAACGGAAAUCGCUAUAAACACGCCAUUGGGACGAAUCAGAGGAAUUUCACAAAAGGUUAAAGGUAAAAACAUCUAUCAGUUCCGGAAAAUUCCUUUCGCUGUGCCGCCAAUAGGAUUACUAAGAUUCGCAAAGCCUGUUUCUGUUUCACGGUGGAAUGAUACACUUGACGCUACCCGGUUUGGACCUGCCUGCAUUCAAACUAUAAGCGCGAUCACGGGAAAGUUUCUUCCAAACAAAAAUCUCUCGGAAGAUUGUCUCUUUGUAAAUGUUUAUGUACCAAACGAAUUGACAAUAACUGCCAACAAAUCAGUGAUGGUUUGGAUUCACGGUGGAGGCUAUAGAUCUGGCUCUGGGAUGGAGUAUGACGGUACGUCAUUAGCGCUUCAAGGCGACGUCAUUGUUGUGACGCUCAACUACCGACUCGGUGUCUUUGGAUUUUUCAGUACGGGAGAUUCCAGCGCGAGAGGUAAUUACGGAUUAUGGGAUCAGAUAGAAGCCCUUAAAUGGAUAAAGUCUAAUAUCAAAUAUUUUGGCGGCAAUUCUGAUUCAAUAACGUUGUUUGGAGAAUCGGCAGGUGCUUUUAGCGUUUUCCAUUUAGCUUUGUUUCCAGGGAACCAGAAUCUUUUUCAUCGCGUUAUUAUGCAAAGUGGUACUUUUGGAUUUGUUCAAAAAGAUCCAUUCACGUACGCACAAGCCUUGGGUGAUCAUUUACAAUGCAGUGAUGUUCACAGCACUACUUCAUUAGUUUCGUGUUUACGCGAAGUGGAGGCAACAACGUUACUAACUGGGUCGCACAUUGCAUAUAUGUUUUCUUCACUUAAUGAUAUUUUCGCUAUGCCUUUAGCACCUGUCAUAGACGGAGAACUGAUUUCCGUUGAUCCGCUGUCUUUACUUCGUAAUGAAUCCUCGGAAGAGUUGGCAUUCUACAAAUCGCUCGACGUCAUUUCCGGUUGCAAUUCAGCCGAAGGAUCCUUGUUACUGAUGGUUAUUCCACUAUUUCCAGACUUAUUUUUACCGGCUGGCAACUUGUCGGAAGGAAUUCCAAGCUGGGUUCUGAAGCUCUUUGCUCAAAGCUUAACUGAAACAAAGUACAAUAACGACAGCAGGAUUUUACAGCUUGUAUAUGACAAGUACACCUCAACGGAUAUAGCAGAACAAGGUCGACUCAUUGUCAACUUUUUCAGUGAUUUUACAUAUUAUUUGCCAAUGCUAGAAUCUUUAUUGCUUCAUAAUAGAGGAGGAAACUCACACGCGAAUUCUUUUCAAUAUUUCUUCUCGAAUGCACCACUUGUAGAUUUUGCACUUGGUGUUCUACCGGAAUGGUUCGAAGGAGCUGGUCAUGGAACUGAGAUCAACUACUUGUUCGAUAACUGGGGUUACCUCAGUGGUAACAACAGGGUUCUUUCUACCACCAUGAUGUCGUACUGGACGAACUUUGCAAAUAACGGGUAA
Messenger RNA from Ylistrum balloti, 6408 nucleotides. RefSeq lists its product as uncharacterized. The record is from RefSeq and is a predicted model, not a curated record. Bases 1 to 6408 code for a protein of 2135 amino acids. The transcript is spliced from 5 exons. Lineage: Eukaryota; Metazoa; Mollusca; Bivalvia; Pectinida; Pectinidae.